This is a messenger RNA of Pipistrellus kuhlii (Kuhl's pipistrelle), 1661 nucleotides long. RefSeq names its product nuclear RNA export factor 2-like. Gene Ontology annotation, molecular function: protein binding; RNA binding. The record is from RefSeq and is a predicted model, not a curated record. Gene Ontology annotation, cellular component: nucleus; cytoplasm. The transcript has 19 exons. Gene Ontology annotation, biological process: poly(A)+ mRNA export from nucleus. NCBI's taxonomy places the organism in Eukaryota, Metazoa, Chordata, Mammalia, Chiroptera, Vespertilionidae. The coding region runs from base 1 to 1656 and encodes 551 amino acids.
AUGGUACAUGAAGACGAUGAUGGUAAUGCACCUCAAGAAAGGAAGAAAAGUUGGAAUUCUUUGAGACGACAUAAUUUUGGCAACAAGACCCAUCGUUAUCAACAUGGUGGAUAUGAGCUUCAGCCUCCACACCUCCUGAAGGAUGAUGGAAACAUGGAGAUGAGGGGAGUCCAGAGGUACCCAGUCAGACAGAGUGAAGUGGAGAAGAAGAUAGAAGCUCAAACCCUGAGGAGUUGGUUCAAGGUCACAAUUCCCUAUGGAAGAAAGUAUGACAGGACAUGGCUAAUGGAUUCUAUCCAGAACCACUGCAGUGUCCCCUUCACUCCAGUGGACUUCCACUACGUGCAAAACAAGGCCCGGUUCUUUGUUCAGGAUGCUUGCACUGCUUCUGCAUUGGAGGAUGUCAGCAACAAGAUUUAUGAUGAGGAGAACCAAAAGGUAUGUAUAGCUAUCUCUGUCAGUACUUCUGAUGUACCCUACUCUGUGCGGGAUAAGUUGGAGCCAGAAAUAAUGGAACAGCUAGAGCUGGCCAUGUACAAACGAUAUGAUGUCUCUCAGAAAGCUCUUGAUCUCCAGUGGCUCCGCUAUGACUCAGACUUGGUGGACCAUGGUGUUGAUAUAAUCCUGAACAGAAGAAACUGCAUGGCUGCCACCCUGCAGAUCAUUGCAAUGGACUUCCCUGAGCUGUUGUCUCUGAACUUGAACAACAACAGACUGUGCCAGCUGGAUGGCCUGUCUGAUAUUGUACAGAUGGUACCCACAGUCAAGAUUUUGAACCUUUCCAAAAAUGAGCUUAACUCUACCUGGGAGUUGUGCAAAAUCAAAGGCCUGCAACUGGAAGAUCUGUGGCUGGAAGAUAACCCUCUGUGCAGCACCUUUCCAGACCAGUCCACUUACAUAAGCGCCAUCAGGACAUGUUUCCCCAAGUUGUUACGCUUGGAUGGACAUGAUUUAUACCCACCAAUUAUCAUUGACAUUGACAGACCCUACUUAAUAAAGCCUUUAAUAAAGGAUAACUAUAAAGGAUCUGAUGCUCUGAAGAAUCAAGUCCUGCAUUUCCUGCAGCAAUAUUACUUUAUCUAUGACUUUGGAGACAGACGGAAUCUCCUCAGUGCUUAUCACAAUGAGGCCUGCUUCUCUCUGACUGUUCCCUACAUCCCAGACAACCCAGCCCCAUACAGCUUGUUUCAGUACUUCAAGAAUAACAGGAAUUUGAGGAACCUCCAGGACCCCAACCCCAGUGCGUAUCCGCCUUGUCAGCUGCUGAAAUAUACAAAACAUGACAUUGUGAGCACCCUCUGUAUGUUUCCCAAAACACAGCAUGACCUCAACUCCUUUAUCGUGAACAUUUGGUUCCAGUCAGAAAGCAUCCUCCUGUUCUUCUUUCGUGUCCAUGGGAUAUUCAAGGAAGGAGAAGGAGAGUUUCAGAAUUCUAUGUGUGCCUUCACCCGGACCUGCAUCGCUACCCCUGCCAACAAUUUCAGCCUAUGUAUCAUAAAUGAGGAAUUGUUUGUGAGGGAUAUCACUCCCAACAAGACUCAGAAUGCAUUUUCCACCCAAGUGCCCACACCUCCCUUCAUCACUGGGCCCACCUUCUCUCAGGAGAGGCAGAGAAUGGAACAAGUCUUCUCCACCCCAUCUGGGAUGAGCUUCUAGUGGUC